AAUCGAUGCAAGAUAUUUUUAAAAUGUUUACUAGCCUGAAUGUGUCUAUGUUCAUAGUAAUUUCUGUAUAUAAUUUACUAAUAAGUUCAGAUAACAAAGAAAUUUUCUUUUGUCAUUUGAAAGAUGGCAUUAACCAAUAUCUUACUUCUUAGUCAAAUAUCUGGAUAUGUCGUAGCUCUUGUUUUAUCACUUUGUAUCAUCAUACCAAUGAGUUUGCAUGAAGACGAAUUUAGAGGACAUUGUCUGUUGUUCUCAACAGGAACUUGGCAAGAAUCAGACGGUCAGUUUGUAGUAAAUUGGGCCUCACAAGCAUACUGUAAUUACACAAUAUUUGUUGGUUUGAUGCUGUUGUUAACAUCUGCGGUUCAAAUUUAUCGGCUUUCCCUGCUUAUGUACCGUGGAGAAGACAGUUCCUUCCUAUCUGCAUUCAUAGAUGUUGUUAGUUCAAUAUUCCUUACAACAAUCACUUUAAUCGCUGCAAUUAUUAUUACGCUUGGAUUUAUGACUUGGUGUCAAUGUAUGACCAAAAGAUUUCCAUCUUGCGAAUUGGCAGCUGGGAAUGACAUUGACAAAGCUGAUGGUAUAGACACAAAUGGUUUUCAUAUUGAAUUAGCUGCAGUCCAAUUUGGUACAUGGACCAGUUUAUCUAUUUGGGUUGGCCUGUCAGUAUUCGCAGUACUAAAAUUGUUACGAUAUCAUCAAUUAGAAAAUAUGAAGGUUUCAAUGUACAGAGAAAGACAAAGAUUAAUAGAAGCUGCUAGAAGUAACGAAAUUCAAGAAUCAACUUAAAAAUUUUGAUUGUCUAAAAUUCUUAAAAUGGUAGUAUUUUUUAUUUUAUUAUUCUUACUCUUCAGAGAAAUAUUUAUACUCUAUGAAAUCAGUUUUCCAAACGCACACUUUGUUGUAAUCAAUAUAAUCAUAAACAUUUAAUAUGCUCCAAGAUGAUUUAUUUAAUCUAUUAAGGAGUUGAAAAACUGUAUUUACAGAAGUAAGAAGUUAUAAUGUUGAAAUGAAUAUGGCUUAUACUUAAAAGAUAUAAUUUAUUAGCUAUAUCUUUGCGUUUAUACAUAUCAAGACUGUAUAAAAUUGCAAUUUAUGCUUUAAAUUAGAAUUUAGGUUCAGUACCUUUAAUUUAACUGAUAGUAUUUUAGUUUUUUUAUUGUGUAUUAUAUUUCCGCCCAAUUGUAUAUACAGUAUGUAAAAAUGAUAUAAAUUACAUUAAAAUAUAUUAUUGAGAUAUAUAUUACAUAAAGAACAUGUAAUAUACAAUUGGUGAUAUUUGUAAGUAUAGACAUACACGAUUAUAUUCCAUGAACGUAUGUAUGUAAAUUAAGAGUUCCAUGUUAUAGAUAAGCAUACAUAAAUGUAGUAAGAACUAUAUUUUGUAAAUAUAAAUGUUAUAUAUAUUCUCAUAAUAUAUCAGAAUUGUAAUAAUA
Messenger RNA from Bombus terrestris (buff-tailed bumblebee), 1436 nucleotides. RefSeq names its product transmembrane protein 179. The record is from RefSeq and is a predicted model, not a curated record. The coding region runs from base 124 to 789 and encodes 221 amino acids. Lineage: Eukaryota; Metazoa; Arthropoda; Insecta; Hymenoptera; Apidae. The transcript is spliced from 3 exons.